AGAAGUUGGGACCAUUGCUGUCUCUCGGAGCUUCCGCUGCAGCUGCCCCGGACUCUGAGCUCCUCUCCCGGGACCAGAUCCAGAUCCAGAUCCAGGACCAGGACCCGGACCAGGACCCGGACCCUCCGCUGUGCGUCGGGCUGAUAUCUGAAUCCCUCCUCAGGUCGAGUCCCGCUCGGACCCGCGGUUCCUCGGGUCGAACCCAGGAUGUCCUGUUAGAACCCGCGACAGAAGCACCAUAAUGAGCUCGGAGGCGCUCCGGCCCAGCUCCGGCGGCAGGAAGCCGCUGGGGAAGCUCGCGUCCCGGCUGGAGGAGGUGAAGAACCCGUGGCGGCAGGUGUCCUCCUCGCUGGAGCUCAGCCACAACGAGGCGGCCCGCCUGGCCACGGACGCGCUGCUGGAGCUCGGGGAGAAGGAGUACCGCCGGGUGCUGUCCGAGGAGCGGGAGCUCGGCUUCCUCUCCCCGCAGGAGAUCCGCUACAUCGGGCAGCACACGGCCAAGACCUGCGGCCCGGACACCCACGGCUCCAACGAGCGGGACUUCGGGGACGCGGACGUGGUGUCCCAGCUCACCUCCGGGACAUACUUCCCCAUGAUGUCCGACGAGGAGCCCCCGAUGCUGGAGCUCGGCUGGCCCGACUCCCCGGCGAGGUUCGGCCCGUCGGAGACUCACAUCUACUUCCAGAGGGACAAGUCCCACAACAUGAAGGACCUGGUCCGGUCCCUGAUCCACAAGGCCAAGAAGGUGAUAGCCGUGGUCAUGGACGUGUUUACGGACGUUGACCUUCUCUGUGACCUCAUGGAGGCGUCCAACAAACGCAAGGUCCCCGUCUACAUCCUGCUGGACGAGAAGAAGCUCGGCUACUUCACGAACAUGUGCUCGGCGCUGGACAUCCAGAACUCUCACCUGAGUAACAUGCGUGUUCGCAGUGUGUGCGGCGACACUUACUGCACCAAGAGUGGCAAGAAGUUCUCCGGUCAGGUCCUGGAGAAGUUCAUGAUCAUUGACUGUGAAGAGGUCAUCGCAGGGUCAUACAGUUUCACCUGGCUGUCGGCUCAGGUGCACAGCAACAUGGUGAUGCACUUCUCAGGGCGCAUCGCCGACAGCUUCGACCGGGAGUUCCGCUGCCUGUACGCAGACUCGCAGAUCGUCGACUGCUUCUACAACCCAGAGGACGAGGGGAUGCCCUACUACCCGUCCUACCAGGCCAUGAUGGCCCCCGGCCUGGGGCUGGAUCUAACCGCCGACAGGCAGAGGGACAGAGCUUGUUCUGAUCACUCCAGCAGCCAAUCCAGUAACAGUGUCUCCAGCGUGAAGGUGGCGCCUGGAAUGACGGCCAACGCCUCCUAUAAGGUCACUCAAGGUCACGACAAGAAGGAGACCAGCAGCAACUCUCGCCUCAGCCCCGAGAGGAGGGGAGGGGGUGGGGGGGGGGACCAGGCACAUGUCCUGCCACCAGGACCGCGGGUGUCUGCUAACGGAGCGGCCAAUCACAUCCCAGUUCCUGAGCGACCCUCGCCGACCUUUGGUCAGCCAAUGGGCAUCGAGUGGAACAAGCCCAGUGCGGCGGACGUCAUGAGGUCGAACAUCAGCGGCACCUCCUCCAAGCUCCAGGCCCUGGGUCUGUACGACCACAAACCCAGCAUGUUCCACGGCCCCCCCACCUCCGGCCUGACCCCCAGGACCCAGACCCCGUCCCCGGUCAACGAGAGCAAACCCACCCUCAAGCAGAGAGGCCUCAACAAACUGUGGAGGUCCCCGUCCCCUCACAGCUCGUCGCCCUGGGGGGGGCCGGACCUCUCUCCAACGGAGCCGGAGAGCCAGCAGAGCCCGCCUCCCCCCCCCUCUCCAGUAGCUCUGAUGAGCCGGCAGGACCAGAAGCGCAUGACGCUGGGCCACAGCAAACUGGACCUGGUGAACCAUUACAACCAGAUGAAAUCCAAGCAGGUGUACAGCCGCUUCGAGCUCAAGAGCUCCGACUGACUGGUCCACCAGAGGAGGUGUUGAACGUUCUCCUCCUCUGAUCUCCGACCUCUGACCUCUGACCUCUGACCUCUGGAGUCUGGUCACGUCACCACCAGGACAAACGUCUCGGUGGACGUGUUUUUGAAGUUAUGUCAGUUUCUCUUCUGCUUCCACAGUUCUGAUGAUGCCCGGUGGAAAUCAAGCCAUUACAGAGUUUCACCUGAUUCCUGUCGUGACGACUUACUACAAGUACAAAGUGAUGAGACUCACAAAACACACAAGUACCACACAUGACAUAUCGAGGUCCUGUUGAUACACUCUCAUCCAAUCAGGAGUCAGUGUCAGCUGUCAGUCAUCCAAUCAGGAGUCAGUGUCAGCUGUCAGUCAUGUCUUCUCAGCCUGUUUUUAUAUCAUUACAUAACUAAAUAAAACCGAACGGAGCAGAAACUUGAACAAACUGAAACGACAGAAACAUCUUUGACAAUCGUCUACUUUGAUUCUUUUAGUUUGGUCUCAUCUGCUAACAUGGAGGAGGUGGGGUUUAUGACAUAUAUUCUGCAGUCAGCCACCAGGGGGCGAUUAAGAUGAUUUGCCUUCACUUCAUAAAACCAAUUUGUAAAAAAUCAAUCAUCGAAUUAAUUGUAAAACUUGACAACCCUGAAUGUUACAUGUGGAGAGAUGUUAACCCACGAGAAGAAGAUUCAGAAAGAAACAAAUAAAUUAAAAUGUGAAAAGAAACCUCAGGCCCUUAGAGAUACCCCCCCCCCCCCCCCCCACGACGCUAACUCUUUACGUACGGAAAGAAAAGUCUGCUUCAAACUUCUCUGCUCACAUACUGUGUCCGUUAUGUUCGAAUGGCCAUUAAGCACUUCCUCCACUAGAGGGCAGCGCAGAGUAAACAGUUUUAUAAGAACAACAAACAUGGCGACAGUGAUUGAGAGUUCAAACGUUACCGACGUUUCUUCCUCGUGUGGUCGUCUCGCUUCAGAAAUCUCAAACUUCUGAUAAAACAGAUUUGCGAAGCAGCUUUUUCCUCGACAGACGGUCGAUCUCAGAAUGAACUAAACGUGUAAAUCAGUUGAUUUCCACUCAGAAACAGAAAGAGAAUUAAACAGAUUAAGAAGAAUCGGACACUUUUCUUCUUCUUAUCUAAAGGUUUAAUAUUCCUGUAUCAUUUUGUAAUAAUAACAUGUGCCUUCAUCUUCCUGCCUUAAGGUUUACAAUCAUUUUAAUAACAGUAAUAUCUUCAGUGACUUAUAAUAGCUGCCAAUUAGGAUUUAAUUAACAGUCUGUUAAUUAAGGUUCAAUUAACAGAUGCAGACUUUUACUUUUCUUUCCCCACAAGGAACAAACAAUAUUCUUCCUGCUGCAUCUUGAGCUGUAAUCAUGUGACCUGAAGCUCUUCGGUGCAUUUUGACGCUACACAGGUGGAAUAAUCUGUUUCCUGCAGAUGAGAUAAAAAGUGUUUGUGUAAAAGAAUCUUCAUGUUCACAAGGUGCAGGACUCAUGAAAUAUUAAUUAUGAUGUAAACCUACAUCCACAUGACUACGUUUGAAACACAAACUAAAACUGAGAAGCUUGAACUCUGUAUAUAGAAGAUCCAGCUGUUUACAUGUUUACACAACCCAAAGCUUCCUGUUAGCUCGGGCGCUCACAGGCUCCGUGUAGGUGAUCGGUCACGUGUGUGUCUCGUGUGUUUUCAGCGUGUUCGUAUGGACGGAGAUGAAAACUGACACGGAACCAAAACGCUCGUGGACCGAGAUGGUUGUAAUGUAGUCGUCUGGACGUAGCCUCGGAGUCGUCGGGUUAGUCGUCACCUGAGACUCAACUUUCCACCAAGGCCACCAUGUUUCUACGGAAGCCCAGAACGGACACACCAGAAACACUGGUUCUUAAGAAGGCGUUCAAUGGUUUUACGUUUAGAGACGUAGCGUGAACCCAGUCUGUGACGAAUGCAGGAGCGCUAGCUUUAAACGAACGAUUUCUGGCUGCGAUUCUAGAGACUUGGGAAACUUUAGCGUGAUUAAAUGCUAACAUGGAGGUGAACUGUCGGUGUCGUCAACUGGUUGCGAUUGUUGUGCACUGAUCGACAGUGAAUCAGUGGAAGUCGUUAAGCUUUUCAUCGAGUGUCGGCCGCAGUCACCUGACGGGAAGGGAAGGGCUGUUCAGGUGGUUGCAAUAUGAACCUUCACCACUAGAGGCCACUCAAUCCUACACAUUGUACUUUUGAUAUUGGUUUCUUUAUUACAGAGGAUUGGCUCCUCGUGUUGUACAUUUUUAACACUAAAUAUGUUUUUCUAAAUGUGUAGAUUUGUAUAUAGACUCUAUAUAACCCAGGUUUGUACUAUUUGUAUUAAUUACUUGGUUUUAGAUGUUUUUUUUUCUGGCUCAAUUCCAAAUAAUUCUCAGCAAUACAGGAUCCAGACUUGAGCCGUCGUCACCGGGGCAACGCCGAUGACAGUGAUCAUAGUUUUGGUAUUUCUUGUUCUCACGUGUGAUUUUGUUUACUGCUUAUUUCAGCUGGAAGCGUUUUGUCCACUGAAUCAGCCAGACGAUGUGUAAUGUACAUUAUGUUGUGAACAGUCACAUGAACUGACUGUUUGGGUUAUUGUUAAAGAAACACUCCUUUAAACUGUCAUUUGUACUGUUUGUUAUUAUCUGCAGAAUGUGAACUCUGUGUUGAUGUUGGUUUGAUUUGUAAGAAGAACUUUUAAGUACAUAAUAAAAGUGAAAAGUUGAA
Molecule: messenger RNA, 4706 nt
Organism: Platichthys flesus (European flounder)
Lineage: Eukaryota; Metazoa; Chordata; Actinopteri; Pleuronectiformes; Pleuronectidae
Gene: sack1c
Product: family with sequence similarity 83 member C
Exons: 5
Coding region: 242-1984 (580 amino acids)
Source: RefSeq, a predicted model, not a curated record